Molecule: messenger RNA, 2270 nt
Organism: Xiphias gladius (swordfish)
Lineage: Eukaryota; Metazoa; Chordata; Actinopteri; Istiophoriformes; Xiphiidae
Product: ethanolamine kinase 1-like
Exons: 7
Coding region: 177-1178 (333 amino acids)
Biological process (GO): phosphatidylethanolamine biosynthetic process
Cellular component (GO): cytoplasm
Molecular function (GO): ethanolamine kinase activity
Source: RefSeq, a predicted model, not a curated record
AUUUUUAAGAAGUGGCCCAUGUUUGUCUGAUGUUUUGAUGGACUGGUUUGUCUGAACACAACUCAGCUGGACUUAGAGCAGAGUAGGACUUUGGUCUGAACGUUCCUGAACAAGUUCUGGACCUUUUCAUUUUUUGAACGUAAAAGUUUGAAGACAUUCGAUCUGCUUUGUUGAAAAUGGACAGUGGAUCUUCUGGUGCUGGGAAUCAGCUUCUCCAUGUGGACAUCCGUAUUGAUGAGCAUGAACCUUGCAGAGGAAUCCUGGACCUUCUCAGCAGACUCCGUCCUCACUGGAAGGCACAGGACAUUCAGAUGAAGACAUUCACAGAGGGCAUCACCAACCAGCUGAUCGGCUGCUUCGUGGGCUCUCUUCAGGAGCCUGGCUGCGUUCUGGUGCGACUGUACGGCAGAAUGACAGAGCUCUACGUGAACCGGGACCGGGAGGUGGAGAUGCUUCAGGUCUUCUACGCCCACGGCUGUGGUCCGCAGAUCUACUGCAGCUUCCAGAAUGGCAUCUGCUACGAGUUUGUCAGAGGAGCCGUGCUGGAUGAUGAGCUGCUCCGGCAACCCUCCAUCUACAGAUUGAUUGCAGCGGAGAUGGGGAGAAUCCACUCAAUCCCGCCAAAAUGUGGUCUGUCUGUCGAACCUCUACUCUGGACAAAAAUGUCCCACUUUCUCACGCUGGUGCAGAGCAGUAUCAGCGGCAGCCCAGCUGAGCAGCGCUGCACCAAAAGUUCUGUGGCUCUACGCGAGGUGCCCAGCUUUGAAACUUUGUCGGCGGAAAUGGAGUCAUUGAAGAGACACCUCUCACAGACUGAAUCGCCAACUGUCCUCUGCCACAACGACCUUCUGACAAAAAACAUAAUAUACAACCACAAAGAGGGAACGGUGAAAUUCAUUGACUACGAGUACGCCGAUUACAACUACCAGGCCUUCGAUAUUGGCAAUCACUUCAACGAAUUUGCUGGUGUGAAUGACGUGAACUACAGCCUCUAUCCGAGCCGGGAGCUGCAGAGGGACUGGCUGACCGCCUAUCUGGAGAGUUACAAGCACAGCACAGGACGUGAGGUCACCGUUACAGAGGCAGAAGUUACGCAGCUGUACGUUCAAGUCUGCAAAUUCUCACUGCACCCAGAAAAAGAAACUCCUCAAAAAAACCCCAAGCCGAUCCACAGCUGACCCGCCGCUGCUCAGAGUUUGAUGGACUCCAUCUGAGUUGAUUAGAAAUUGCCGGAGGGAAAAAUGAAAGACAGCUGCCAAAAUUAUUCCUCUUAUGACCACAAUUUUCAUUCUUUGGUGGCUCAAGUGGUGGUGGGCUAUCUGUCUAAAAGUGCUUUCAUAGCUCAGCACAAUAUGUGGAAUUGUCUGAACAAUUUUGGGGUGGUGUGAAUGUCUCUUGAAAUAGCCCAGAAAUGAUGAGGAAGCAUAUUACUUUUUAAAAUAACUUGUGCCUCGGCCAAAACAGAGCGGGAGAAGUGAGAGAGGAGGAAAGAAAUACGGCCUGGAAUGGAGUGAGGGAAGUGAUAACAUCAUGUUGAUUGAAAUCAGAUUUUCUUUGACAAACUGAGGAGGACUUGAGGGAAGUAGGAGAAACUGAUCACUGACGCCUAACAAGCCAAGUUUCCAGCUCGACCCGUUAUGACAAGCUGUGUGUCAAAAUGAGGGAUACUGAGCUUGUUAAUUGAGAAAAUCACAGGGUCUAUUUUUUAUCAUUUCAAGGCAGCGAGCUGGAACUUUUCUGUUUUUUAAAAAUAUUGACAUAUAACAGCCCACUAAAUGUUGAGUUUAUUUACAGUUAUUCACUUAAUAAACUUUUGUCCUUAAUACAUUUCAUUACUUACUACCAAAUAUACCAAAUAUCCAAGGUCCCCUUUAAUGUUUCUCUUCUUAUGAAAUAUUACGAUGAGCUGCCAACAGUUUUGGUAAUCGAUCAAUUUUUAAUGUCAUUUUGAGCUAAAAUGCCCAAAAAAUACUUGUGAAAUGAAAUACUGGUUUUUCUAUGAUAGUAAAUGAAAAGUCUAGGUUUCUGACAGUUUGAGGAAAACAAGCAAUGUCGAGACGUCACGAUGGGCUCUGAGAACCUGAAGGAAAUCUCGUCAUUAUUUUCUGACAUCGACAUGGAUCAAACAAUUACCAAAGUAAAUUGUCAGACUAAUUGCUACUGAAACUAGGAAAUUGCUAACGAUGAUCCCUUUUUCAUCAGAAGUGGCACAAUGAAAGUGGUGGCCACACAAUUUUGGACCAUUCACUUGCUCCAUACAGAUCUCACCG